GUGUGUUCACGGGACAGAACAGAAACAUUGAGUCACAUUAUGGGACAGAAAUACAUGUUGUCCGUAAAUUUAGAGAAACAUGUUGUUGGAUCUUAAAAACAGUUUGACGGAGGAAGAAAAAUAAACUACGUAAUUUACAUCUGGCUUUGUUGUUAGGCUGGUAGAAGCUAUUCAUCACGUUGGCUUUGAAAGUUUGUGUUCAUGUUAACGAUGAGAAUAUUGUGGUCGGUGUUGGGGGUCUUUCUGUCCGGUUCCAGAGUUCAUAUGGAAGAGACCCCGCCCCGUAUUGUCCUCAACCCCUCUGACGUGGUAGUGAAAGUUGGGAAUCCCGCUUCCCUCUCCUGCCGCGCCGAUGGCAACCCCAAGCCGAGCAUCGAGUGGCUGUACAACGGUCAACCCCUGGAGACAGUGAACGGAGAUGGGCACUGGCAGUCCAUGGUUCUGUCAGAGGGCAGCCUCUUCUUCCUGAGUGUCGGAGGGGGCAGGCGAGGUCCGACACAGGAAGGUGUUUACACCUGCGUGGCCAGGAACAGUGCAGGGAAGGCCGCCAGUCGAAAUGCAUCACUGUAUAUCGCAGCGUUGCAGGAGGAGUUCAGCGUGGAGCCCAGUGAUGUGGAGGUGGCAGAGGGGGAUGUGGCUGUCUUAAACUGUGGCCCCCCAGCAGGACACCCUCAACCCAACGUCGUCUGGAAGAAGGAUGGCUCGCCGAUUAACAGCAGUGACAUUCACUACACUGAGCUGAGUGGUAGGCUUAUCAUCGCUCCUGCAGAGAAGAAACACUCUGGUGCUUAUGUGUGCGUGGCCAGUAACACUGUGGGAGUGAGAGAGAGCAGAGCGGCUCGGCUCUCUGUGAUGGCCAAGCCUGUUCUGGUGCUGAAGCCAGAAAAUGUGUCGGUGAGGAUGGGGGAGCCUGCCCAGUUCUACUGCCAAGCUAUAGGUGACCCUCCACCCUCUGUGGUCUGGAGCAGAGAGCAGGGGCCACUUCCUAACGGCAGGUACCUUGUAAACCCAGACCAGACUCUCCAGAUCCAUUAUGUGACAGCCCAGGAUGCUGGGAAGUACAUCUGCACUGCUGUAAAUGAUGUAGGUGUGGUCACUGCCAGCGCACACCUACAAGUUGAAGAGGCUGCCAUCACAAUACAGAAAGACCUCCACAAAGAACUGUCCACCCUGCGAGUGGCUCUGGAAAAUGUCACCAUCAUGGCCCCUGGGUCCAACAUAUCCCAAGUACAAUGGAAGCUCCAGUUCCUCCCGGCACAGCCACAUUACCUCGAUGGCUUCGAGGUUCUCUAUCGCUGCCUGCUGCCUGCCAGCUCGGACUGGGAAGCCAAGAAGGUGACACUGCCCAGCUUCCAGACUGAGGUGGGCCCUUUAAAGAGAGGCUACAAGUAUGAGUUCAAAGUGCGUCCCUAUGGAAGUAGCUUGUAUGGAAGGGAGAGCAACACCCGGCACUUCAGAGUUCCAGAGACGGUUCCCAGUGCCUCUCCGCUGGCUGUUACCAUCACAGUGAACCAUGAGCUGAAUAACACCAUCCACCUGAGCUGGGAGCCUCCUCCUCAUGAAACCCACAACGGCGUCAUCCAGGGAUACCAGGUGUGGUGUGUGGAGUCUGAGGAGCAGCAGUUUCAGAACUGGACAGUGGACAGUGGACAGCACAGCCUCGAUAUCUCUUCUAUCAAAGCAGGGAAACGAUACUGGCUCACCAUGGCAGCUGUCAAUGGAGCCGGAGUUGGAACACUGAGUGACCCCCAUGGAUUUGUCAUCAACACACAGAUAGGGGGCCCUCUUGAGUCGGACAGCCAAAGACGACAUCUGUCUCAGAUCCUGCUUCAGGACCCAGUGUUCAUCGGCAUUAUUGGCGCCCUCCUGUGGUGUGUUCUGAUGGUUGCAGUUGUCUACCUCAUCAGACGCCACAGCAGGACAGGCCACCUCAUACCAGGACAUGGCAAAGUGAAAGGUUUACGCAGGCUGGCCAGUGAAGAUCUCAUUAUUAAACACAGCAUGGCGGCUCCAGACUCCCCAUGGAUCUCUGGAGGCUGGAGACCUGCCUUCAGCCAGAAGUAUCAGGACUUAUGGGCCCAAGGUCAAAAACAUCCAGGAAUCAGGAGCACUAGUCUCCCAGUCUCAUCCAGGAAGGACCUCAGCCGUCUGGACUCAGUUGUCCCCAUUGUGACCGACAGCUGCGGUGUUUAUGGCACUUUUUACGUGGACCUGAUGGGUUCCGGCCUCAAGACCUUCAACAGUCCUGGGCAUCGCACUAAAAUGCCUCACGGCCUGCCACAUCAGCAGGGAGCUGAGACCAUCCGGAUAUUCCCUCAGCCUGUCGCAAAGACCUUGUCCCUUGGCAGCCGUGACUUGCUGCCAUGGAAACAAGCCAUACGUCCUCAGCCCAAGAUGGGUGUGCUGAGAGAGUCCUGGGAAAAAAACAACAGCAAGCAAGAGCUGCAUGCAGUAAACAGUGUCCCCAUAGUGCCAACCAGAAAGCAGGCUUGUCCCUCCAGUGUCUACAAGCAGAGACUCAGUCACAUACCACCAGGUCGAAAUGGUGGAUGUCCAGAGUGCAGUGACGUUGCUGGCUGUCCUCGCAUGCUGCAUUACCCUGCGUCAGUCCGCCUAGUGGACAUGCUGCCCCCACCACCACCGAUGCCCAUAGACAGCACCAUGGACACACACAGCCUGACCUCUGAUGAGGGCUCCAGUCGUUCCACAAAGCUUACAGUGGACAUGGGCUCUCUCCAGUCAGUGUGUGAGGAAUCAGGCCAGCAUGGGCACCCAAGACUCUGCUUGUGCCCCUCCAACAGCCACCUGUCUACUGCCUCAUACACUAUGUCCCUGGAUGAUGACCAUGGAGGCACACUGACAGCUCAGGAAGCCACCCAGUACCUAGAGCUCAGUCCUAAACCAGAGAGAUGCAGUGCUCUGCCUGAACAGCGUUCCCUCCUGUCCCACACCUUCGCACCGAACCUGAGCUACAUGUGUGGGCCAGUACGCGACACUCAGCUGGAGGAGGACUUUUCCACUGAUGAGCUUGAAGCGCCACCUAUCGGCCUGCGACGUGCCCGCCUCCAGAGCACGCCUUCCUCCUGCUACAGCGAGUGGGACAGCUCCCUGUGGAACACCUGGAGCUCAGUCAUGGACAGCGACAUGGCCAGCGCGCGCACCAGCCUCAUCAGCUCCGUGGACAGCUGUUACACGUCUGACAGUGCACACUUUGCCCACCUGCUGGCUGUGGCAGCAGACUCUAUGAGUGGAGCCUCUUUGUCAGACUUUUCUCCGCCGGCCUCCCCCCUCAGCGCCUUGUACCCGUCGUUUCAUGCAGAGGGCGACUCGUUCGGCGAGCCGGAGCCGGAGCCUGUUCCUGCGUGGGACUGGAGCAUGGCCUGGGUGGAGGAAAUGGAGGCUAGGUACAGAGCCCGCUAUCCCAGCAGAAGCACCAAACCCUUUAACGCUUAGGGACCGACAUGGAAACGAUCACUGGUCUCAUGGAAACGACACCAGUGAGUCCUGAGAGCGUCAGAAACACCCCACAGCAACACCAGAAGUGCAGGACGAGGACAGGGUUCAGACAUGAUGCUGCAGCGUUCAUUGAUUUACCUUAAUGGAAGUGCAGGAAACAUCAUUGAAGUCUGAGUCAGUCAGGCGUGUAGUGGCUUCUCACACACAAAGAAAGAAUUGAAGUAUAAUUGCAGCUCACUCCUUGAUGUUUGGAACACCUGUGCCAGGAGAUGCACAUCUGCUGUUAUUUGCCUGUAAAACCUUUCCUAGUUUACCUCAGGACAGGCCGCCUACUAUUUUGCAUCCUUUAAAUGACUUUCACUGAGUUGCUUGUGUUUUCCUCUCAUUAGAGGAGCGGAUAAUGAGACACUUCCCUCAGGACGCUCUCAGUCAGUGUAUUUUGAAAAGGCCAGACAGACACAAAGACAGGAUGCAAGACAGGGAGACAGCUGUCAUUAGGCAAAAAUAAAUACAGCACUACACACUUUUUGUAUUCUGUUCCAAACACACUGCAGCUCAGUGAUUCUGUACAGAUUUGAUUUACUGACCAAAUGUAAAUAUGCAGCUUAUUCAACAGAUGUUAUUUAAAGAAUUAUAAACACUUUCCAAAUCAUAUACUGUCGUUCUGUUUCAAAUUCUGAGAACUCUUUUUAUAUUAUGAGAAUAUUUUUUGUCUUUAUGCACCCUGUCCACUGUUUCAUGUUUGCAACAUAACGUUCUGUAGUUCAGAGUCACUUGUGCACAUUUAUUUGAACUGACAUAAGUCUAACCUUUAACCAAGUUGAAUUUUAUAUAUAUAUAUAUAUAUAUAUAUAUAUAUAAAAUAAAAGUUUAGCUUAGUGUUUGCAUGCUUGCUGUUUUUUAUAUUUAUAAAAAUAUAAAUUCACUUAUGGUUGUAGCAUCAGCGUUUUACGUUUUGUAAGAAUUUGUAUUUGUUUUUGUACACAUUACAUUACAGAUGUGUUUUAUAGUUUUGAAUAAAAUCUUUUUAUCACUUGAAGUCAGUUUAGUUUAAAGUUUAAAAGAAAAAUACCUCUCCACACGGUGACUGCGCUGUAAAAAAACCUUCAGACUCCCCUCAUAUGAUUUAAAGAGCUUUGACACGUCCACCUUUCAGGAUGUAUUUCCAGUUUCUCCCGGGGGGAUUUUCCCCUUUGCUGCUGGAGGAAGUGAAGUAUCUUUAAAUUCCACACUGUCCCCUUGCGUCCUGUGGACUGGGUUUUAAUUGACCCUGCUGUUCUUAAUGGCUAUGUAGAGCAUGAAGGUGAUGUUUAGACCUCAUCUGUUUGGCUUGACUAGCCAAGGCAAACAAUGCUGCAGUGACUGAUAAUGGAUUCUAAUUACAAACCCAUUGGAGAGAAUAAUUAAACCUUAACCAAUGGUUUGUUAUUACAAAAGCGGGAUGAGUGUAAUUUUAAACUCGCAGUGUAACUAAUAUUUCUCUAAAGUAAAAGCUAGGACUUCCUCAUGUUUCUCCCUGAUUAAAGCAAAUUAUUUGUCUACACUUGUUCUGAUGUUAUAAUCAAACAUGGCCUGACUUGUAUGAGUAUUAAGGAGAAAAGCUACAGCAGCAGCAGCAGCAGAUGCUCUUACAGUAAACCUAAUGUGAUUUCCUCAAUGACUUUGUGUCCAGGAUGAGUGUAUGUCAUGUGUAAAGCACAACAUGCUUCUUUUCCAAAGUAAUCCAUGUCUUGUAUCUGGGUUACUCGGGUCAAACGGAGAGUGGGAGUGUUGAGCUAAGAAGUGCUUUGCUGUCUGUUUCAUGUAUAAGCUGAACGGGAGCAGUCAAGCCAGAAUCAGAAUUUAUGUGUGGAGAAAUAAAAACCCCAAAAUGGUCCAUAAUUACUGGAGCUGAAAAAAUACAUGCAGGAAUGUGAGGUGCAGGGGUAAUUUAUUUUAGCUUUUCAAGAGAGGAGCAGGAUUUGCUUCAGUUCAUGAAAGAUGUUGGAGAAGUUUUUCCUGUCCUGUCCCUUUUUUACACAACAUUUUGAUGAUAUACAAAUAAAGUUAUUAUUAUUAUUAUUAA
Pleuronectes platessa (European plaice) is the source of this 5521-nucleotide messenger RNA. It is a transcript of the gene robo4, whose product is annotated as roundabout, axon guidance receptor, homolog 4 (Drosophila). Gene Ontology annotation, biological process: dendrite self-avoidance; axon guidance; homophilic cell-cell adhesion. Bases 202 to 3453 code for a protein of 1083 amino acids. The transcript has 19 exons. The record is from RefSeq and is a predicted model, not a curated record. NCBI's taxonomy places the organism in Eukaryota, Metazoa, Chordata, Actinopteri, Pleuronectiformes, Pleuronectidae. Gene Ontology annotation, cellular component: axon; plasma membrane. Gene Ontology annotation, molecular function: cell-cell adhesion mediator activity.